GCUUUACGGGAACUACAGUUUCAGGUGGAGAGUGUGAAAUUUCAUUCAAUCGCUAACAAUUCGUAAUAAAGUAAAAAAGAAAUCUUAAUUAUAUCAAUUUCGCCGAAAUUGAUUUCUGAAAUACGUAAUUUGAGAAUUUGCAAACAAAUCAUUCUUAAAAGUCUUAACUGUCAGAGUUCAUGUGGAAAUAUGUAUCCAGGCGUGUUAAAGAAACCAUUGAACUUAGUAUCAAUGUACGGAAAAGCUUUACUAUCCAACAAAAUAUAAAUAAUAAUUCACAGCAACAAAAUGACCGCAAACAUAAUCAACAACACAAUAAUAACUUUAAAGUUAUUCCACGAUAUCAGGACCCGUCAAGAGACAAAGAGAAAUCAGAUGAAAAUUUUAAGAAGAAGUAUCAUCGUUUGCACAAUAACAAUCGAUGCGUUUUAAAUGCUUUAUCUUGGUCAACAGCACUAAUUACUGGUUUCUACGCUUCUCAAUUAUUAUGUUUGUAUCGUCGACGACAACGAUUUGGUUUGGAUAUAAAUCGUUGCUAUUAUUCAAAAUAUGUCUUGAACACAACUCAUUCGCUUCAUCAGAAUGUCAAAUAUCUUUUGACUCAAGAUGCUAUGUUGUCAUUGCUUCCAACGUUUUCAAAGUUUCAAUGCCCAUUUAAAAGAAUCAGAAACAGUGUCACACAACAGACAAUUGAAAUAAGGAAACGAACGGUUGAGGACGAAUUUAUAAAUUUCAAGCAUUUUGUCGAAGAUCCUGGAUACAAAAAAUAUGAAGAGUUUUUUGAGACUUUUUAUAAAUCUUCAUCAUCAAAUUCAAGUAAUCAUGAAGUGUACAAUGUUAAUAAUAACAUUUCUGAACAGAGCAAAACGAAUGAAGAAUCAUCUAAUGAACAAAAAAAUCUCAAAGAAUCAACUGGAGAAAAAGAUGAAGAAAAUGCAAUUGAUGAUGCAAUUCGUCAAUUAGCUUACAUUGUUGGAGAAAUGGAGUUUGAAUUGGGAAUUGAAAGUAUCACUUCAGGUGAAUAUGAAGCAGCUGUUGAUCACUUUAAAUUGAGUUCAAAUCACAAUCAUCCUGGUGGUAUAUUUAAUUUGGCUCUGUGUUAUGAACGUGGUGUGGGUGUUAAGAAAAACAUGCAAGCAGCUAAAGAACUUUAUGAGAUUGCAAGUGAAUUGGGACAUGCAAAAAGUUUCUACAAUCUUGGAGUUUUUUAUGCUCAGGGACUCGGUGGAACUCGUAAAAGUUUCGAUAAAGCAAAGAAAUAUUUCGAGCAAGCAGCUGAAUUAGGAAAUGACGAUGCCAUUCAAGCAUUGUCUCUUUUACUUUCACCGCAACAAAAGAAAAUUAUAAGCAAUAAAUUCUCUGAUGACGAUUUUUUCUUCGCUGAAAAACAAAUUUUAUCAAAUCCAAUUAGUGCCAUCGAUAACAUUGUCCGAAGUGUUGCAACUACUUAGCUCGCCAAAGGCAAGGAUAAAAAUUUUCAUUUAGGGCAAUGGUAUUUCAUUUUUGACUAUUCUAAAGAAAUUUGAUUUAUAUAUUUAUCUUUAUUCUUGUAAUUAGUUAUAACUUAUUAAAGUUUCAAAUGUAAUUGAAUUUAAGCACCAGCCUUUUUCCUAAAGUUUGAUUUAUAUAAUAAACAAAGAAAUCAAUAGUUAAGAAGAAUGGGAAAAAUAAUAAAGCCGUAUAGCAGUCCAUAAUAAUCUGGUUAUCAAAUAUUUCAUCGUUUUUAUCAGGACAUACAAAAUUACGAUCAUAUUGAUAACAGCUUUUGUGUACUUCGAAUACUUUUUCGCUAGUUGAUAUCAUUUCAUUUGUCUUUACCACUUAAUGAAUCAUGAUUUAAUUUUAAACUGAAUUAAUUCAACUGUUGAGUUCAACGUGUAAACUUAAACGACGUCAUUUAGUGAAUGGUAAUAAAAAAAAAGAAAAAAAAAUUGUUGUAAAAUAAUUUCAGGAAAA
This is a messenger RNA of Clunio marinus, 1956 nucleotides long. The record is from the annotation of a GenBank genome assembly. NCBI's taxonomy places the organism in Eukaryota, Metazoa, Arthropoda, Insecta, Diptera, Chironomidae.